Mugil cephalus (flathead mullet) is the source of this 2167-nucleotide messenger RNA. It is a transcript of the gene dmrt2b, whose product is annotated as doublesex and mab-3 related transcription factor 2b. Lineage: Eukaryota; Metazoa; Chordata; Actinopteri; Mugiliformes; Mugilidae. The transcript is spliced from 3 exons. Gene Ontology annotation, molecular function: RNA polymerase II cis-regulatory region sequence-specific DNA binding; DNA-binding transcription factor activity, RNA polymerase II-specific. Gene Ontology annotation, cellular component: nucleus. Gene Ontology annotation, biological process: regulation of transcription by RNA polymerase II; sex differentiation. The record is from RefSeq and is a predicted model, not a curated record. The coding region runs from base 525 to 1847 and encodes 440 amino acids.
UUCCCAAAUCUUUGCUCUGUGGGUCAUGCGCCAGGAGCUCGGCAUUGUGGCCCGGUCUGCUAUCCGCACCUUCUUGGAAAGAGCGUCAGAGAGCAGCUGAGAGAGGCUUAACAUUUCAAACGUCUGGCGGUAGGCUGUAAAGUUUCCACCCUGAAAACACUGACAUGCAGCAGCAGCAGCAGCAACAGCAACAGAACUCUGGACUCUAACCUCAUGGGCUGGUGAAUUCUGUAAAGAUUUGCGCACAGACUCCCGGGGAUGCCGCUCUUAAUGCGUCGAUUUGGGUUCUUUGUGAUGGAAGAUCAUGUGCUUAAGAUAGGAUAAUGUGUUAAGGCUCAAGGUGCUAAAAUAAAAUAUUUUACUUACAUUUGAAUGCGUGCGUAAGACAACAUCUGAUUCUAUUGGCAUUUAAAGAGAUUCCUAUUUGAAAUCACACGCCCACCUUGAAUUAGUUUUAUCUCUUUUGUGCAGAAGUCUGCUUAGCAACAGCACAGAUAAACACGGACUUAAAGGUUUAGUCAUAGAUGUCCGCUCAGCUGGAAGGAGGCCUGCAGCUGGAGACUACAGCAAAACUUGAUGUAAAAUCCGAAGAAGUUUUUGACGUGACAAGUCCUGACGGAUGCUCCGGUCAGCGCGGCUGCCCAGGGGACCGUGGAGGUCUCACGAAAGCGGCCCUGUCUCCGGACAGCCCGCAGCAGAGACAGCGCAAGAUGACUCGGAGCCCCAAAUGCGCCCGCUGUCGAAACCACGGCGUCGUUUCGUGUUUGAAAGGCCACAAACGCUUCUGCCGCUGGAGGGACUGUCGCUGCGCCUGCUGCCUGCUGGUGGUGGAGAGGCAGCGCGUCAUGGCAGCGCAGGUCGCGCUCAGGCGGCAGCAGGCUGCGGAGGUGAGGAGAGCGCAAGGCGAGGGUAAGAGGGGGGUCAGGUGUGCAGCUCCUCUGCGGAGGACAGCGUAUCAGUGUUACACCAGAGCAGGCGAGUCGAGCAUCGUGGCUAAGAGCAUCCUGCAGGGUUCAGGAUUAAAACCUGCCGUGCCUGCAGAGGACGACGCCUCCUGUUGGUCCAAGCAGGCGCAGCAUGAUCCGGCGCACUUCCCGUGCCCCUCCAUCAGCGCCCGGAUGAGGAAGAGACGAGCUUUCGCGGACAAGGAGCUGGAGAACGUGAUGAUGGAGCACGAGCUGAGACAGAGAGAGUUUCAGAAUGACCUCUCCUUUUCGCCCUCGGCCCUCAUCCCCGUGCUCCACCCUCCAGCCAUGACCAUCUCGCCAGGCCUGCACUGCUGUCCCCCUAGCAAGGACCUCACUGCUGCAGGAGCUUCCAGCUACGUGCCUGUGUAUAAAUACAAGUCCCUUUAUGAGUGCGACUUUCAGUUUUAUCAGUUCUUCCACCUAAGGAACCGGUCCUCCACCUCCACAGGAGAUGACUGUAAUGACUUUUUGUCAUGCCGAAUCUCAGAGGAAAGCAAGGAGGAUAAAGAGGAGCAGAGCAGGUGGAAAGAUCAUGAGAAGAAAAACCAGCCAGCUGAUCUACCAUCACAACAAACGCUCAAACAUCAUGACAACACCAUGUCAUGUUUUGACAUUAUUAAAUCACCUUCCAAACCGGCAGAAAUAAUGGACUCUUCAGCGGUCACACACUCUAUUUCUGGAUCAGAUCAGGGUGGACCGGACAUCAGUGCACCCAGCAGGACUUUUGAUCUCAGGCCUCUGACAGCCAGGGGCUGGAGCACAGACACUCCUGCUGCAGGUCCUCACGUCGACUCUGUCAAGAACCCUCCUGGCAGUUCAGUCAGGACGCCCACUGUGAAGCCAUUACCUUUCUCUGUGGAGGCUCUGCUGAGGGCCUGACAGGCAAAUGGGAAGCCGAGUGCACUUUGUUAUGUAAGGAACUGAAUCUGCGGGUAUAAAUAUAUGAAAAAAAGUGCUAUUUUACAGGAAACACUUGUCUUUAAAGUGGAAAAUAUAUAUAUUUUUUAUUUUCAUGAAAGUAUAUUUUACUCUAUUUUCUAUAUUAUUAUAUAUACAUAUGUACUUCACUGCCAUAUUUUUUAUGUACUCGCCUGCAUUGACCAUAUUUUGUACGAUGCAAAACUUUAAACAGUUAUUCCUUUGUUUUUUUUUAACCUUCUCUGUAAGGAGUGCGAUAAAAAUGUAGUGAACCGCUCUGA